GCCCCAUCGGGCAUUUCAGCCAGCGGAACUGGAGGGGCAGUUGCCAGACGCGGUUCUGUAGAGCCAGGUCCAGCUGCUGAGCGGGUCUGAGGCAGGGGGCACUCCGCCAGGGCCGCCCCGGGGUGGCUGACGGCGUCUGGGGGCGUUCCUAGGGGCCGAGGAGGUCAGACCCGAAGCCCCGGGAGGAGCCGGCAGGCGGCCACGUGACCGACCGCGACGGGGCCGGCGGCCCAGAAAUAGCAGCGGCGGCGGUUCCGCCCGCGGGCGCCGGGAGGGAAAGGCGGAGACUGGGGAACGCUGGCUCGGCGCGGGCGCGGCCCCGGCCCCGGAGGAUGCUGAGCCCCUGCCCGGACCGUCCCGGAGCACAUGAUGGCGAUACGGGAGCUCAAAGUGUGCCUUCUCGGGGACACCGGAGUUGGGAAAUCGAGCAUUGUGUGCCGGUUUGUCCAGGAUCACUUUGACCACAACAUCAGCCCGACCAUUGGGGCGUCUUUUAUGACCAAAACUGUGCCUUGUGGAAAUGAACUUCAUAAAUUCCUCAUCUGGGACACUGCUGGUCAGGAACGGUUUCACUCCCUGGCUCCCAUGUACUAUCGUGGAUCUGCUGCAGCUGUCAUAGUGUACGACAUUACCAAACAGGACUCAUUCCACACCUUGAAGAAAUGGGUGAAAGAGCUGAAAGAACAUGGUCCAGAAAACAUUGUAAUGGCUAUUGCUGGGAACAAAUGUGAUCUCUCAGAUAUAAGGGAGGUUCCCUUGAAGGAUGCAAAGGAAUAUGCUGAAUCCAUAGGUGCCAUUGUGGUUGAAACAAGUGCAAAAAAUGCUAUUAAUAUCGAAGAGCUCUUUCAAGGAAUCAGUCGCCAGAUCCCACCCUUGGACCCCCAUGAAAAUGGAAACAAUGGAGCAAUGAAGCUUGGGAAGCAAGCUACGCAAGCCAGCCGGCGGUGCUGCUGACCAGGGGUCACGGCCCACUGUACUUGAAGAAGCCAGAGUCACCUCCCCAUGCACUGCUGAAGGACCCCCUAAUCUUAGUGGCCUGGCGCCUCACUUAGAGAGAAGUGAGCACACUGGCUUGGCAUCAUGGAAGACCCACAGGGAACGGGGCAGGAAAAGUCCCCGGAAAAGGAUUUGAGAAAACUCUGGAAAAAUUCACCACGUCGCCUUUUGUGCAUGAAAUGCACACGGGAGGGAAUGGAUGUUAGGUAAUAAGUAUAGUUGAGUUUUUGUUAAACCUUAGAAUAUUCUCGAUUUGUACAAAAAUUUUACUGGUUUAUUAUGUGUGUGAGAUUAUAAAGUGGUGUUCCACUCUGAUUUCCUGUGUUCCCUAGCCAAACUCCAGUAACUUCUUCAGCGCCAUUGCUUCUGUUGACUAACCAGCCUUCACUGAAAGGUUAAUUUAAUUUUAUUUAGUUUGCCUUUCACUGGAGCAUAAUUGGAUCAUCACUCAAGCUGUGGACUUGAGCUUUUAUAAAAGUGGAGAAAGAUGUAUUAGAAACUGUUGUCAAUAUCUCCGACUCUUACUUGAUGAACAUUUUUCCAAGUUUUGAUCAUUAUAAACAAACAAGCCCAAUCUGGCUAAAAAUAUUGCAUUUAAUUUUGGGAGUGGGAGGCCUAAUUUGGAAGAGUCGUUUAAAGUCACUGUAUAAGCGGUGACAGAUGUAGGACGUAAAUAUUAUUCCAGAGACCAUUUGGUAUGCAUCACCUCCACAGCAAUAAAUCCCUACUCUCUUAGAGAGGUUUUAAUGCACAGAGUAUUAUUUUACUAAGAAUUUGUGAUAGUGUCACGUCUAAGGGGGAAAUUAACUGGAGGACAUUUAAGUCUAUAUCAUAGGGCAAACUUCUAAUAGCAGUUAAUAACAGGUUACUGCAAAGCCAGCCAAGGGAAGUCCCAGCACCUUAAGAUUCUAGACCUCUAACAGCACAAUCAGAGAAAGCAUUUGAGGAGAUGCCAAGCCUGGGGAGGCAGAUCUUAGGGCUAAUGAGGACUCCAACUUUGGGAUGCCAAUUAACUGGGACUAGGCUGUGAUAAAACCUUCCUUUUCAGGUACCCUGUCUGCUCAAUUAAUUAAAGAUGUCUGACUGCAAAGGCAGUAAAGGGAGAAAAGGCAUGAAGAGGAAGAAAAACUAUUUCUAUUCUAAAUUCAAAUCCUAUUACCAUUUUAAUUUUCAUAAAAACCUGGAAAUCAAGAAGCAGUAUGAGUGUGUGUGUGUGUGGGGUCCUAUUAGGUCUUAUAUCGGGAGGUGAUUCUUAAGAUUUGGAAUCGUGCCUUUUGUUGGGGUUAAGGAACUGUGACAGAAUGGCCUCAGAAAUGGUUAAUUGUGCAGCAUGGUCCAGCCGGUACCUUCUUUGCCAUAAAUGUUCAGGGGCUGAGAAACAUUUAUUGAAAAUUUACAGUGUUAAAACCAGCAGAGAGAUCAUCAGCUGAUUAAAGACCUCAAACUUUGAGUAACUCAUGUGAGCUGGUGCUUCAUGUCUUGCCACGACUGUGCCCUCUUUGCUCUUCACAUAUAGUGACACCGAGUCCCAACAAAAAGAAAGAGUCCUUGAGAGACCAGGGCCAAGUUUACACUUCUCUACAUGGACAGUAAUCAAGAAAAUAGAUGGAAAUCACAGAUUAAGGUGUUUUUGUUUGUUGUUGUUGUUUUAACAAAAGAAUACGGUGUCAAUUUGAUUUUCUUACUUACUGCUUUGCUCAGCUUGCAAGAGUAGUUUGACAACCUUAAAAUUUGAAGGCUGGAAACACUUAUAUUUGGUUCAAGAGUGCCUCUGAGCUCUCCCAGACAAGUACCUCAAAAAAUGUUAGCAAGUGGCAUUUGGAUGUCUUGGUAGAGCUUUUACAGGGGUUUUUAGGGUUAUCUCCACAUUGUUAACAUUACUUGCUAACAUGAUUCUGCUUGCAGGCCAAGCAAUUAUCAUGCCUCUACAAAGCUCAAAAAUUUGGGAUGAAAAUUGAAAUGACAUUUUCCAGGUGACAUGCAGGCUUAUUUUGGAAGCUUUCCUCAUCAAGCUGUCCCUGAGAACCUGGGUUUCUCUCUAGACAGCCUCUCAGGUUUCCUAGAUAAGGUGGUAUGCGUCCCAGUGGAGUUACACAGCUUUAGGCUGGAUCUCUAGUGGUUCUGUCUUGUAUAAAAUGGCUGGUCUUAUAAACAUGUAGAGAACUACCCACGAAUGAGCCCAUGGUUUUAUUUCAGAAGCACAUGAGGGUGUGAAACCACUCUUUUACCUUUCUGUAUUGCUUUAACUAUUCAAGCCAGUCAGAUGACAGUGUAUAUAAUUAUUACUACUUGGAGCAACUGGUGAAAAGAGUAGAUGGAACUUGGGCACACAAGCCUUCACUUAAACAUGGGGUCUUCUCUGAAGACAGAUGCUUCAGCCUUGUCCAGGCUUUCUUAUCUUUCUUUAUUCUGCCUUGAGAUUACUUUCUGUUUGUUCUAACAAUUGAAGUAUAACCAAGUAAUACUAUGUAAUGGCCUGGAUAUUACUUUUGCUCCAAAAUGUCAAGUUGUUUCAUGUGAUGUAGCAUCCUUCACAUAAUUUCACCAAAUUUGCUCCUUUCCCUCUGUUUUCCCCCCCUUUCAUGUGCAGUAUAUGUAUAUGUGUAAAUAUGAUUUCAUAUUUGUUAUGCCAACAUAUAAUCCGUUUCACUGGCUAAGUUUGGCUCAUGACCGUGUGUUAUAUAAUAUAGACAUGGGUUCUUAUUGGGAUUAUUUCCCAGUGGAAAGCCCUAAGAUGGCAGUGGAGUCAGACAUUUUAUGUAGGUACAUAAUUGACUUGCCAUUUUAUAAUUGAAAAUGGUACACUAGUGUGUUGAAUGUGAUAUUACCUUGUAGCCUAUAGAAGAUCGAAGACUUAAAACUAACCUUUAGCCAACAAAGAGCUGUGCCCCAAUGAAAUUUGAAUUAAUUUUCUGAAGGAGGUUUGGACGACUGAAAUAUUUCCUCUUAAGAUAAAAGAAUAUGGCAUGUGAUGGCUACAUUGAGCUCCUUUUAGGGGACUCCACUUCUCAUUGCUCUGCAAUGCUUGUAGUGAGUUGAAUAAUGAGCUGGCUUAUGAAAGAAAGGACUCUGAGCUGUAUUCAGACCUGUUAGGUAUCGAGUUUACUCUUUUAAUCAUUAUUGUUGGAACCAGACCCAGUGAUCCAAUGUCAGGGCUCUGUUGUGUAAACCGCUCCUUUCUCUCGUGUUUUUAUAAAGGGCUUCUGUCUGGGCUGGACCCAGUUCUCACAUAUAGAAGAUGCCACUGUAGACAGGACCUUUCUACAUUGUAUUCUGUAGUAAAGCAUCGCCACAACAUCGCCCAAUUGUAUCUGUUAUUUUUGGUUUAACACACACUGAUUCCUACUAAUAAAUAUUUCAAGUUUUACCAAA
Pteropus alecto (black flying fox) is the source of this 4368-nucleotide messenger RNA. RefSeq names its product RAB31, member RAS oncogene family (gene RAB31). The coding region runs from base 367 to 954 and encodes 195 amino acids. Lineage: Eukaryota; Metazoa; Chordata; Mammalia; Chiroptera; Pteropodidae. The record is from RefSeq and is a predicted model, not a curated record. Gene Ontology annotation, molecular function: GTPase activity; GTP binding. The transcript is spliced from 7 exons.